Molecule: messenger RNA, 288 nt
Organism: Sclerotinia sclerotiorum 1980 UF-70
Lineage: Eukaryota; Fungi; Ascomycota; Leotiomycetes; Helotiales; Sclerotiniaceae
Exons: 3
Coding region: 1-288 (95 amino acids)
Source: RefSeq, a predicted model, not a curated record
AUGUCUCGCAAAAUCCAAGCACCAGAUGAUGAAUUAGCCAUCUUUUUGAUCCUCCGUGUCAUGGUCCUCGUGGUGUUUAUAUGGACUAUGGUGGUUAUAUGGACCAACUGGUAUGAGCGCAGAUCAGUUUACCUGCAAUUUGCACAUUCGGCUGCAGCUACUCGCAAGAUCAAAUACCUUACCCCACACCUAUACAAAAAGAAGCAUUGGGUCGAUAUAUCCAGCACCGGAAACCCACCUACCAUAGGGAGAAGUCUGAAUUAUGGAAAGAAGAAUGCGAUGUUUUAA